This is a messenger RNA of Xenopus tropicalis (tropical clawed frog), 8190 nucleotides long. The record is from RefSeq. NCBI's taxonomy places the organism in Eukaryota, Metazoa, Chordata, Amphibia, Anura, Pipidae.
GGGCUGGCCAAUGGCCCGCCUAUUGCUGACGGCUACACGUGACAGCGGUCCCGGUGGCGGAGCAGUGAUACAGGGUGGCAUGCUGCCCGACGUGCCAUGCUGCUCAACUCUCUGCUAAAGUUGGUGCAGAGGCAGACUUAUACCUGCCUGUCCCACAGGUAUGGGCUGUAUCUAUGCUUCGGUGGGCUGCUGCUUCUCAUCGUGUCCGCCCUGCAGUUCGGAGAGGUUGUGCUGGAAUGGAGUAGGGACCAGUAUCAUGUGCUAUUUGAUACAUACAGAGAUAACAUUGCUGGGAAGUCCUUCCAGAAUCGGCUUUGUCUUCCCAUGCCCAUCGAUGUUGUUUACACAUGGGUAAAUGGCACAGACCCAGAUCUGGUAUUGCAACUGCAAGAAUACCGGGAACAGAUGGAAGAGCGGCAGAGAGCUUUCAGAGAGUUUCUUGGAAGAAACAAGACCGAGCCAACAAAAAGAAGUGACAAAGAACUGGAAUGCCUGCUUACUCAUUGCAUAAAAGUGCCAAUGCUCAUCCUUGACCCUCCACUUCCAGCCAACACCACCUUGAAGAAUCUGCAGGCUUCCCAGCCAGUUUUCAGCUCAGCGGUUAAAAUAUUUAAUGUUGCAAAACCCAAGAACCCCUCUACAAACGUUACUGUAAUAGUUUUUGAGGCAAUACAGGAAGCGGAAAAUGCCCAGGUAAAUGCCUUGUUUGAUAAUCGUAAGGAAACCAUCUGGAGAGGAUACAUGACCACAGAUAAAGAAGCCCCAGGUUUAGUCCUCAUACCAGACCUGGCUUUCCUAAGUGGAUUUCCUGAAACAUACAAGGAAACAGAUCAGUUAAGAGCAAAACUACCUGAAACUUUGUCCUCAAAAAUUAAGCUGCUACACCUCUAUUCUGAAGCAAGUGUAGCUCUACUGCAACUGAACAACCCAAAGGAUUUUCAAGAAUUAAACAUACAGGCCAAGAAGAAUAUGACUAUAGAAGGAAAAGAGCUAACUUUAAGUUCUGCUUACUUGCUGUGGGACCUCAGUGCUGUCAGUCAGCUAAAGCAAGACGAAGAUAUCUCUGCUAGUCGCUUUGAAGACAAUGAAGAACUGCGAUACUCUCUGAGAUCCAUAGAAAAACAUGCACCUUGGGUCCGACAUGUAUUCAUUGUAACAAAUGGACAGAUUCCAUCCUGGCUGAACCUAGACAAUCCCCGUGUUACUAUAGUAACUCACCAAGAAAUAUUCUCAAACACUAGUCACUUGCCCACUUUUAGUUCUCCUGCUAUUGAAAGCCAUAUCCACCGCAUUCCUGGACUUUCACAGAAGUUCAUAUAUAUGAACGAUGAUGUUAUGUUUGGAACAAGUGUAUGGCCUGAUGAUUUUUACAGUCAUUCAAAGGGACAGAAAGUUUACUUGACCUGGCCUGUGCCCAACUGCGCAGAAGGUUGUCCAGGAUCUUGGAUUAAAGAUGGUUAUUGUGAUAAAGCCUGCAAUAAUUCAGCCUGUGACUGGGAUGGCGGUGAUUGCCUUGGAAAUGCAGCAGGACGGUUUCCACCAGCAGUACCUGGAGGGCUUUUAAAUGGCCAACAGUGGCAGCCUGGCAUUGGAAUAAGUGGUGUUUCCUACUGUAACCAGGGAUGUGCAAAUUCCUGGCUUGCUGACAAGUUCUGUGACCAAGCUUGCAACGUACUUAGCUGUGGCUUUGAUGCCGGGGAUUGCGGGCAAGAUCAUUUUGAAGAGAUGUACAAAAUAAAUAUGUAUCUUAAUAAAACUCACUACAUAGUUCCAAAAGGAGAACAUUUACCCUACUUCAGUUUUGACAAUAUGGCCAAAAAAGUACUUGACGGUGUCUAUAGUGAUAAUCCAAUUGUACGUCAUGCUUCUAUAGCCAAUAAAUGGAAGACAAUUCAUUUGAUCAUGUAUCCUGGGAUGAAUGCCACUUUAGUCCAUUUCAACCUAACAUUCCUUGGUCUGGAUGACAAAGAGAUAAAAAUGCAAAUAGUCAUAGCUGUUGAUACUGGAGAUGAGUACAAACGAAAUAUUACAGCAACAUCUAUCAAAAAAGGAGCUAUGCUUACAACGCCUACACCAGAAGCAGAGGUCUUAUUUGAGGAUAUUCCCGAAGAAAAACGCUUUCCAAGGUUUAGAAAAUAUCCACCUGUGACAGAUGUGCGCUCAGAUGUCACUAUCCCAAAUAUUAACCUAUCAAGCCUCCCUAACAAAGUACAGCUUGCUCUUCAGAAUCUUGACCAAAAACUGAAAAAUGGGGACAUAACAUUAAAGGGUUAUAAUCUAUCCAGAUUUUCUCUACUGGAACCUUACUGGUCUUUAGCUGAUCCCAGAGACCAAAGUUUGGAUAAUAAAGGAAACAUUCAACAGUCUCAAAGAGAUAAUAAAACGAUUACUGAACAUAAAAUUGGUCCAAAAUCUAGUUUCACAGAAGUGGUUAAUAAUAAGGAAAAUGCUGCAAGUAAAAGCAUAUCCCCUAUAAAGAGAUUAACUGACCUACUGCAUAGAGAGCCACAAACACCCAAGGCUAAUAUCCAAAAAAAUGCUAUUGAAAAAUAUGAGAACAAAGCUGUAGUUCCAGGAAGGAUGUUGCAGGAGUAUCAACCCAAUUAUGAAGGAUUUUUACCCUGGGAAAAAAUGAAGUAUUUUCAAGAUCUCUUGGAUGAAGAAGCUGCAUUGCUCAGUGAUCUUUCGUACAUCACAAGCAGCAAACAAGUUGGUAGGAAGCUUCAGGACACAUUUGCUGAUUCCCUUCGUCAUGUGAAUAAACUCCUUAAUAGUAAAUUUGGCUUCGCUUCUCGGAAAGUACCUGCCCACAUGCCUCACAUGAUUGACCGCAUUGUUAUGCAAGAACUUCAGGAUUUGUACCCAGAGGCAUUUGACAAGACCUCCGCUCAUAAAGUGCGUCACUCUGAAGAUAUGCAGUUUGCUUUUUCCUAUUUUUACUAUCUGAUGAGUGCAAUCCAGACACUGAAUAUUUCUCAUGUAUUCGAACAAGUAGACACUGACAGUUCUGGUGUGUUGUCUGACAGAGAGAUCCGCACAUUGGCUACAAGAAUUCACCAACUGCCAUUAAGUCUACAGGAUCUGACUAGCCUGGAACAAAUGCUUAUUAACUGUUCAAAAAGCAUCCAGCACAACAGCACAGAUGAAGGAGUUGUCCCCCCAACACAAGAAUCCUACUACGAUCCAAACUUGCCUCCCGUCAGCAAAGUUCUUGUACUAAGUUGUAAGCCUGUAACAGAUCUAAUACGCAAAACAUACAAGGACAAGAAUAAAUACAGUUUACAGACAGCAUUCAGGAACUACAUAACCCACAAUGCAUUGCACUGUGAUGUUCCUUUCCUUAUUGACAUCACGUGUGCAGGGAAUUGUUGGAUUCGGAGGAUGCAGGCUGAAGGCAGGCUGAGGAUAGUCAACUACUGUUACAUUUUUUUUUAUUUUUUGAGUCUCAAAGCAGUCAUCCAGAUCAGCAGGAGAACAGGGGGCUCAGCUUAGAUUUGAAAUUAUGGGAGAGGAAGACAUUGCUUUCAAAAUGAUUCGUACCAAUGUCUCGCACGUUGUCGGGCAGUUAGAUGAUAUCAGGAAAAAUCCCAGGAAAUUUAUCUGUCUGAAUGAUAAUAUAAACCACAAUCACAAGGAUGCGCAGACAGUGAAAGCAGUCUUACGGGACUUCUAUGAAUCAAUGUUUCCCAUUGCUUCUCAGUUUGAGCUGCCCAGAGAAUACCGGAACCGAUUCCUACACAUGCAGGAACUGCAGGACUGGAGAAUUUACAGGGACAAGCUGAAAUUUUGGACGCACUGUGUCUUGGGAACCUUGAUAGUGUUUACAGUUAUCUCCUUUUUUGCUGAACAGUUGAUUGCACUGAAAAGGAAAAUUUUUCCAAGAAGAAGAAUGCAGAUUGAAGUCAGUCCAGAAAGAAGUAAGGUGUAAAGGAGCCACCGAUUGUAACCUGACUUCAGUGCUUGUCAGCUGCCAAGCCUCAGAGCCCCUGCACAAGUCUUAAAGGAAAAAAAGGUUACGGGCUAGCAGUCAGAAGGGGUGAAGAAGCACUGGGCGCGUGCUCUGAGAUAUCUGGCUUCAGUGAAGCAUUAUCUCAUGGAGAUACUAUCCUGCUGAAGGGUGCUACAGGAGGCACAGCUGCAUGGCAAUGCAACAGAUCUGUGCCAGGGGAAUAUAAUACAGGAGAACUAAGCUGCUAUAGGACGUCAAGCCCAUGAUAUUAAUAUUCCAUAGGAUUCUGGAAUUACACAGCUUCUCCAGUGCCAUAAAAAAGGGUCAGAUGAGAUAAACUAGUGCUGGGCUUUCUGCUCACUUUCACAAAUCUGCAGUCUGAUUUUCUCUCUUUUACAGCCUUGGCACAGUAGAGACUGACUGCAUUUUUGUUCAUGUAAAUACAAUUAAAGUGCCUGUAUACAGAGAAUAAUGAUCUAGGCUUAUGGAGGGGAAAAUGCUUACUGCAGCAGAACUUGACAUUUGGGAAUCAAUGUUUACAUCUGUACAUUACUGUGUUUAUAGGGGAUAGUGGUUUAGGCAUAAUAGAAUUACUUCUGCUCUGUGACCGGUGGUCAGGUGUAUAUACCAUGUAGGAUUUGAGCUAGUAAUUUAAGAGGCCGCAGCUUCAAAGGGAAUGGAACAGCUGCAACACUCCCUGUGUACCAUAAUCUGUGAGGGCAGAAUUCCUGGGAUAUGCUCUAAGGCCAGAAAAAGAAUGCACUCCAAUUUGUUUGAUUUCCAAACAGCAGAAGUACUUUUAAAGGAAAAACUAAGUAUACACUCCAUGUUGUCACUAUCACAAAUAUUCCUGGCUUAGCACAGAUAGUAUAUUUAUAACCAGAUGCUGGGUGGGACUUGAUGUUUUUUGCAUUGGUAAUCAUCCAGGUUAGUGUUCUGCUGUCUUAUUAAAUGUGUUCUAAUAUAACCCUGCAAUAGGAUUCCAGGAGCUCCCUGUUCUGGCCCAUGGGAACUGCUAAGUCUCUCUGAAUGUGACAAAUCUCCUUUACAGGAGCAGCUUCUAGUUUCCCUUUAAAGAGGCACCACCUCCAAAUAUUGUGGUACUGCUGUAUGAACAUGUUAUAACAUGAAAGCUGCUGCAUAAUGAGAGACUUAGAACAUCUCAUGUGGCAUGCAUUGUCCUCUGCAGUAUUGCUGCAUGCUGCAACUCUGGUGUUACUGGUCCAGUGGAUUGUGCAGACUUACAGUAAAAGCUUGUGUCCAAAUACAGUAGACUUGCCACUGGCCCAAGCAUUUGCAUCUGGUGUACUAUAGUCAGUAUGACUGCCAUUUGGUUCCAAGUUCCCAUUGCUCUAAUGUAAACAAGCCUCCAGUCAAGCAGUGUUCUGGAAACAUACCAUGCAGUUGGUUAUUUAAAGGGAAUACAUACCCCAUGAGGCCAAUCAGUUGUGCUUAUGUACCUGUUAUAAAGGCGCAUAAACAGCAUGUGAACUUUUAGAUCCAAAUAUUUGUUUUUAAUACACAGACAUACCUGAUUCCUCAGACUGAGAGGAAAUCAUGAUAGUCUACCCCCACCCUACUCCCCUAUGCUGGCAGUCAUUUAACCACUCCUUCAACUUUUUCUGCGAUCAAGCGAUGGAUUCUGGAACUUGAAGUCCCUCUUCUAUGGUGGGCAAUGCACAGAUCCUCUUGAAAGCAGAGGGACUUCCAAGUCCCAGAAUCUAUAGUUACACAAUGGAUCGAGGUAAGGGAGGGUUGCAUGACUCUGGCCUGGGGAUUCUGGUAUGGAUUGGGGCAACCCUAUAAGAGCACCUUGUAUUUUUACUGUAUAGUGAAGGCAACUGCAUCCUGUUUUAUUCUUUUGGUUCAUAAGGUAAAGGAUCUUUACUUGACCAGGUAGAUUUUCAGAAUACAUUUACAAAUACUGUAAUAAAGUGAAAAACAGAAUAUUUUACAAAAAAGCAAUGGUAUUUUGAAUACAAGUUACAGAAAAAAAAAAAUCUUCCUGUCUAUGGAAGAUUCUCCACUAUACCCAGCGACACUAGACACUGUGCAACUCGGCUUUAUCAUCAUCAUCAGAUUUCUACUGUUCAUCUCUCUGGGAAACAACUGGACACAGAGUCAGCAGCAAAAGCUUUCAUUUUAAACUCAGGUUGCAUAUGCUUCUGUUAAGCAUCAUAACGGUUUUAUCCUGAUUUACUCCCUCAGAUUGUGUGUUUGUUUGUGCUGAUCACUGGCCUGUAUAUGUGUAGCUUUAAUUUAUUGAUAUGUAUAGAUAUGAAGAAUGUGUUAUUUACAUUGAUCAACUGAUGGUCAAAAAUAUGUGCUGUGAGUUUAAAUAUAGUGCACUCCCAUACAGCAAAUCCAGUGAAUUUGGCAGUGUGAGUCAGAGCUGUGGCUAAUCUGGAAAAUAAGACAUUUUGUAUUUGGUUCAUUUGAGUUUAAAAGUGCUUUAAACCAUUUAUUAGCCCAAAAAUGUGGUGCCAUUGGCCUUCUAUGGGAAUAUUGCGUCAAAUAUAUUCAGAAAUACUGAUACCUAGUGACAAAAUCAAUCAACAUUUAUUAAUGAACCCUUACAACUAGUGAUGAUUUCCUUUUUUCUCUGCAAUAAUAAAACCGUAGAUAUAAUGUAUCCUUAUUGGUGGUAAAACAGUUCUAUUUAAUGCUUAAAUUAAUUGUAAUCCACGUUACAAAAAGGCAUUCUGGAUAAUAGAUCCUGCACCUGUUUAUUAUUUUACUGUUAAGGUUUAUACAGAUAGAGCCCUUAGGUCUACAAGCAAUUUGUAAUAUUAGGAUUCACAAUAAAAUUACAUAUCUUUUAAAGGACAAGGAAAGGUUGAAUCACCACCCUCAGUGAUUAAAUACAGUAACCACUUGCUCAGGCCAUUGGACCUCUUCAAUUAAAAAAAUGCACUGUCCUGGUAUGGUUGGCUGGGCUACCAUGUUUCUUAUCUGUGUGCAUGACUGGGGAUGGGCAUACCCACAGUACAUUAGGGGGACAUGUUUAUUAUAGUGUGUAAGUCAGCACCACUGGUGAUAUUGCCCAUAUUAACCAAUGAGGUAUUUGCUUUUGUUUUUUAACUUGUAGGUGAUCGUUCAAAUCUAAUUGCUGAUUGGUUGCUAUUGGCAUUCAUCCCUCGUAAUGUUGGCUUACAUACUAUAAUAAAUAUGCCCCUGGGACUUGCUAGAAUUGCUGUUCUAAGUCUAUGCUCAGCCCAAGCCUAUCCAUAUAUUUAUGGACUUCUCCCAAAAGCUUUACAGGUACAGCAAAUGUUUAAUAGAAGUGCCAUGCUUUGUAAAACCGACGCAAUCUAUGAUGGGGCAGACUGUGUGCCCAUUAUUAUGUAAAAGCAUCUAGGGCAUUUUCAGCCCUUUAAUGGAACAUGCUGCUGUUUUUCUGCUAUUCCCUUAUACUGCACAAUUCAUUUCAACUCAUGAAAAAUUGAAUGUUUGCUAAAUGCCAGUGCUUACAGGCGCAAAUAAGGCCUUAGGAGUAGCAGAUUAUGUACCUAUGCUUGUAACUUUAUAUUCUACUCUGCUUCCCCAACAGCCAUUCCUGCUUAGAUGCAUUUAGUUCAUGUCCAUCGUUGCGACAGCAGAGAUUAGGCCUUGUACUACAGAGAAUUAUUCACUCCAUGCAAGGUGCCAAGGCAUUAUUCCCGUGCUCAUUUAAACUGUGUAAUGCUUUAUUUUAAGUACAUGCCAUUCCACUAUCAGUAGUCAGUGACAGUGGUAGCAAACAGAAUAGCAUAUGGUACUGCCAUUUAUUUCCUUUUACAGUUCAUAUGGCUCAGACUAAACUAUCAAAUCAAAGAGUGGCACAGAUAUUCAUGGUCAUUAUAGAACAAAUGUGUAUGGCAAAACAAACAAAACCCAAAAAGCAAACUGAUUUAUCUGAGCAGUGCCUCGGUAUGUUACUCCUCACUCUGCACCCAGGUAGCCAACCAUGAGAGAAAUGUGCAUUUCAGAUACAUUUCCCUCCGACCAAUCAUUCCCAUCAGUUACCAGGAUGUACAUGAGCAUGCAGAGUUUGCCUGGCACGUGGCACUGACAUCAUAUGGCAGCUUUGGAGGCAAAAAGGGUUUGCCAGGGAUGCUUACUAUGUUGUGCCAUGUUAGCAUUCUUUGGGUAAUGACAAAGCCUUCAUUCUAUGUUUUUGUCUGAAACUUUGGUUCUGUAAACAUUGUCUGUAUAUUUACAGCUUGCACACUGUUUCCUAAUAAAGGUAUUUUUCUAUGUAA